Messenger RNA from Octodon degus (degu), 3517 nucleotides. It is a transcript of the gene Morc4, whose product is annotated as MORC family CW-type zinc finger 4. The coding region runs from base 166 to 2964 and encodes 932 amino acids. The transcript is spliced from 17 exons. NCBI's taxonomy places the organism in Eukaryota, Metazoa, Chordata, Mammalia, Rodentia, Octodontidae. The record is from RefSeq and is a predicted model, not a curated record. Gene Ontology annotation, cellular component: nucleoplasm; nucleus. Gene Ontology annotation, molecular function: ATP hydrolysis activity; zinc ion binding.
GGUGGCUGGAGCGCGCCCCGCCCCCGCCAGGCGGCCAGGGAAGCCAGGGACGCCCGAUCCGGACGGCUGCGCUGCAGGCUGCAAGGGGCGGUGGGCGGGCGCCGCUUGGUGACGGCAGGGCGAGGAGUCCGGCAGCCGCAAACGGGUACCGUGGCCGCCAAGAAAAUGCUCCUCUACCGAGGGGGUCCCGGGGUCCCUGGCACGCCGGGCAGCAGGCUGACGCGCCUGGGCAGCGGCCCGCAGGCCUUGGGGAUCCGCCCGAGCGCGAUGAGCCCCAGAUACCUCCAGAGCAACUCCAGCAGCCACACGCGCCCCUUCAGUGCCAUCGCGGAGCUGCUAGAUAAUGCUGUAGAUCCAGAUGUAUCAGCCAGGACGGUCUCUAUAGAUGUUGAAGAGAUCAAAAAUAAAUCCUGUUUGACUUUUACUGAUGAUGGAAGUGGGAUGACACCUCACAAACUCCACCGAAUGCUCAGCUUUGGCUUUACAGAUAAAGCAAUAAAGAAGAGCCAAUGUCCCAUUGGGGUCUUUGGUAAUGGUUUCAAGUCGGGCUCCAUGCGGCUAGGAAAGGAUGCUCUUGUCUUCACCAAGAAUGGGGGUACUCUUACUGUUGGACUCCUAUCACAGACCUACCUGGAAUGUGUCCAGGCCCAGGCAGUUAUUGUACCAAUUGUUCCAUUCAACCAGCAAAACAAAAAAAUGAUUAUUACAGAAGAUUCCUUGCCCAGUCUAGAAGCCAUCUUGAACUAUUCAAUUUUCAACAGUGAAAAUGACCUGCUGUCCCAGUUUGAUGCCAUCCCAGGCAAAAAAGGCACUCGGGUUCUCAUUUGGAACAUCCGACGAAACAAAGAUGGAAAGUCUGAGUUAGACUUUGAUACAGAUCAGUAUGACAUCCUGGUAUCAGACAUUGAUGCAGAAGAAAAAGAGACUGGUGGUGUUACCUCUGAGCUGCCAGAAACAGAAUAUUCCUUGCGGGCAUUUUGUAGUAUUCUAUAUAUGAAGCCACGGAUGAAAAUUUUUCUGCGUCAAAAGAAGGUGACUACCCAGAUGAUUGCUAAGAGCCUGUCCAAUGUAGGAUAUGAUAUAUAUAAGCCUACCUUCACUAAUAAGCAAGUGAGAAUCACUUUUGGAUUCUCUUCCAAGAAAGGUAAUCACUUUGGAAUAAUGAUGUAUCAUAACAACCGGCUCAUAAAGUCCUUUGAGAAGGUGGGAUGCCAGGAAAAGCCAACUCAUGGAGAAGGCAUGGGAGUAAUUGGAGUCAUUGAGUGCAAUUUCCUAAAGCCUGCAUAUAACAAACAAGACUUUGAGUACACCAAAGAGUACCGAUUGACAAUAAAUACCCUUGCUCAGAAGCUCAAUGCUUAUUGGAAGGAAAAGACAUCUCAAGAGAAUUUUGAAACUUCAUCCGUAACCAGGAAGAUUCCUGAUCAGACAUGGGUCCAGUGUGAUGAGUGUCUAAAAUGGAGAAAACUUCCUGGCAAAGUGGACCCAUCUACCUUACCUGCAAGAUGGUUUUGUUACUACAAUUCCCAUCCAAAAUACAGGAGAUGCUCUGUUCCAGAGGAACAAGAAUUUGUUGAUGAAGAUCUAUACCUGAGCAAAGCUAAGAAACAAGAUCAAACUGUUGAGAAGAAGAUGUCUAUGGAAAAUGAGACCUACCAGAUACUCAGUAAACUACCAAAGAUUCCUACUGUUCAAGAGAUGGCUGGAGUAAAUGACAAGCCCAUUAGAUAUGAGGGAAUGAAUAGCCCCAGCCUGCUUCCGUGUGUUGCAGAAGAAAGCCAAUCACCUCUUCAACUUCAGUCUCUGGAUUCCAGUGUUUUUCAGUUUUCAAGUAAGUACAAAUGGAUACUUGGUGAAGAACCUGUGGAAAAACGAAGACGGCUCCAGAAUGAGAUGACUGCAUCGCCUAUAGAUUAUUCCAUGCAUGGCUCUUUGAGGAAGGUAGAGGCAGUUGUUCCCUAUCCAGAAGGGGAGAAGAGUCAUGAAAAAUCUAGUUCUGAGAGAAGUACACCACCAUAUCUUUUCCCAGAAUACCCAGAAGCAAGCAAGAAUACAGAACAGAAUAAGGAAGUUUCAGUUCUAUAUCCAGGGGCCCAAGACCAAUACCAGGAGUCCCUGCUUCCUGAAGAAUUAGAAGAUCAGAUGCCAAGACUGGUAGCAGAAGAAUCUAACAGAAGUAGCACAUGCAUAAACAAAGAAGAUGUACACAAGGGACCAUUUGUAGCUGUUGUUGGUGUUGCGAAAGGUAUGAGAGAUUCAGGAGCUCCCAUUCAGCUUAUCCCUUUUAACAGAGAGGAGCUUGCUGAUAGAAGAAAAGCAAUUGAAUCCUGGAACCCAGUGCCUUAUUCUUCUAUGGCCGCUACUACAAUUUCUGCUAUAGCCAUUGGAGAGAAACAAAGAGGUUGCAAGGAAGCCACAGGUCAUAAUACACCAAAGAUGAAUAACCAAAGUGAGCUGGAAGAAUUGAAGAGAACAACAGAAAAAUUGGAGCGUGUUUUGGCUGAAAGGAAUUUGUUCCAGCAAAAGGUGGAGGAACUAGAACAAGAGAAGAAUCACUGGCAUUCUGAAUUCAAGAAGGUUCAACAUGAAUUGGUAACCUACAGUACCCAAGAGACAGAGGGCUUGUACUGGAGCAAGAAACACAUGGGUUAUCGCCAAGCUGAAUUCCAGAUUCUGAAAGCUGAGCUAGAACGAACCAAAGAGGAAAAGCAAGAAUUAAAAGAGAAAUUGAAGGAGACACAGACACUCCUGGAAGUGCUGCAGAAGGCUCAGGUCUCCUACCGGACCCCAGAGGGAGAUGACCUAGAAAGGGCUUUGGCAAAGCUUACACGGCUGCGUAUCCACAUCAGCUAUCUCCUUACUUCUGUCCUCCCUCACUUGGAGCUUCGUGAGAUCGGGUAUGACUCAGAACAAGUGGAUGGGAUCCUGCACACAGUGCUGGAGGCAAAUCACAUACUGGAUUAAGCAUACUAUAUAAAUUCUUCUCUUUCACUUCUCUUCUCAGCCUAUCUACUGUUUUCUACUCUCUUUUCCCUCCCUUCUCCCUCUCUAAUCCUCUCUAGUUCUUUUCCUUCCUCUCCCCUUUAUUCCUUAUAUUGAGAAUCUGAGUAAAUCCUGGCUCUUAGUCAGUCUACUUCUUACUAAGUUUUAGUAUGGAGAAAGGAGUCAUUUAAAUAGACUUUCAAGAGUCCAGGAGCAAAAAACCAACAGUCACCAAGCUAGGGGACCUAGAAGGUUUAAUUUUCAUGGCCUAGAUAUCUUCCCUAUUUCAUAUCCUUUCUGAGGUGAUUCAUAUCCAUUUAGAUUUAAUCAGUCAGCAAAUAUUGGGUCUAGUGUACCUGGUAUUUAGGAACAGGCUAAGAAAUUUAAUUCAUGGUUCUAGCUUGUUCCCGUUUCAAUAGUCUGGUUGGAAACACAGGACAACCAAAUUAACUGCACAAAAGUGAGUGGUACAAACAUGACAUAGUGAAUCUGGAGGAGGAAGUCUGAGGAAGGUACCACAUCAGAAAUGGUACCU